AUGUCAAGCCACACACUCCACCAUGCUCUCCUUCGCCCUCCUAUCAUACAGAUUCUUCGAGCCCAAGGAUUUCACUCGGCACCACCAUCUGUUCUAGAAUCAAUACAAGACUUGACCGCACGCUACAUAAUGCUUCUUGCCAACUCAACGGCCCUACAUGCAGCAAAUGCUCAUCCGGGUCAACAGUCACCCACCCUUGAAGACUUUUAUCAAGCCCUGCAAGAUGCAGGCGCACUUCGUCCACAACUACGAGAUUGGGAAGAAGACUGGGCAGGAACGGAAGACAUGCGCGGAUUGGAAUCUUUUCUUGGAUGGAUCACAGGCCCAGAACACCGCGAGAUUCGGCGCGUGGCGGGCUUCGUCCCCAGCGAAGGCGAUAUUGUGGACCCAGAUGCCGUUGAGAAAGAGGAUUUCUUAACGGCUCUUAAGAAGAAGCACAGCAAGACUGGCGAGGAGUCUCGAUAUGCUGGUACGGUUCUGGGAAAGGGUGCCGAGGAGCACCCUAUCAUUAUUGAGGGUGGUCUACCCAGCAUUCGAGAGUGGAGCGACCAAGCGAGACUUGGUAACAAUACGAAUAAACAAUAA
This is a messenger RNA of Penicillium taxi, 585 nucleotides long. Its product is annotated as Bromodomain associated domain protein. The record is from RefSeq and is a predicted model, not a curated record. Gene Ontology annotation, molecular function: protein heterodimerization activity. The transcript has a single exon. The coding region runs from base 1 to 585 and encodes 194 amino acids. NCBI's taxonomy places the organism in Eukaryota, Fungi, Ascomycota, Eurotiomycetes, Eurotiales, Aspergillaceae.